AUGUCCAGGGGUUCCAGGGGAGACAAGCUUCUCUGUGACCUGGGUUACAAGCUGGGCCAAACCCUUGGGGAAGGCAGCUAUUCCAAGGUCAGGGUAGCCACCUCGGCUAAGUACAAGGGUCCUCUGGCGAUCAAAAUGGUGGACCGGCGCCGAGCCCCUCGAGACUUCGUCGAGAAGUUCCUGCCACGAGAGCUAUCCAUCUUGCGGGGGAUUCGGCACCCGCACAUCGUGAGAGUCUACGAGUUCAUUGAGGUCUGCAACGGGACGCUCUACAUUGUCAUGGAAGCCGCAUCCACGGACUUGUUACAACUGGUACAGAAAGAAGGGAAGCUACCUUGCGCCCCAGAAGCACGGGACAUCUUUGCCCAGGUCGUGGGUGCCGUGCGCUACCUCCACGACAGGCAUCUAGUGCACCGCGAUCUCAAGUGCGAGAAUGUGUUGCUCACGUCCGAUGGCCGUCGAGCCAAACUGACCGAUUUCGGCUUCGGCAAGGAGUCGCGGGGAUAUCCGGAACUGAGCACCACCUACUGUGGGUCGGCUGCUUACGCCUCCCCCGAGGUGCUUAUGGGCAUCCCCUAUGAUCCCAAAAAGUAUGACGUGUGGAGCCUGGGCAUCAUGCUCUACGUGAUGAUUACCGGAUGUAUGCCCUUUGACGACACCCAUAUCCACAGCAUGCCCUGCCGCCAGAAGAGAGGGCCCACGUUUCCCGAAGAUCUGCCGAACUUUUCGGAACCCUGCAAAAAGCUCGUGAAACAGCUGCUCCAGUUCAGUCCCGAAUCCCGACCCUGUGUGGGACUAGUCGCAAAGAACAGCUGGCUGAAGGGGGACACCUAA
Gekko japonicus is the source of this 834-nucleotide messenger RNA. RefSeq names its product testis-specific serine/threonine-protein kinase 6-like. NCBI's taxonomy places the organism in Eukaryota, Metazoa, Chordata, Lepidosauria, Squamata, Gekkonidae. Gene Ontology annotation, biological process: protein phosphorylation; microtubule cytoskeleton organization; intracellular signal transduction. Gene Ontology annotation, cellular component: cytoplasm. The coding region runs from base 1 to 834 and encodes 277 amino acids. The transcript has a single exon. Gene Ontology annotation, molecular function: ATP binding; protein serine/threonine kinase activity; tau-protein kinase activity. The record is from RefSeq and is a predicted model, not a curated record.